Messenger RNA from Theobroma cacao (cacao), 5524 nucleotides. The record is from RefSeq and is a predicted model, not a curated record. Lineage: Eukaryota; Viridiplantae; Streptophyta; Magnoliopsida; Malvales; Malvaceae.
GUGUCGCAUUGACUUCCAUUUCGUUGGCCAUCGCAUCUGUUACCAGCUUUAUCUACCCAAAACAGAACUUUCGUUCUUAGACUUUGUUAAAUACAUCUCGCUUUGCUCUGUUAGCCCCUUGCUUAUGUUGGAGAAUUAAUUGCUGAACUAAUCUUUUCAAGAAUCCAUCUCUUCUUCAAUCUCAUCAGUGAAGGUGAAGAAAGGGGAAAUUCCUCUCUUUUGAGGAGUUUGCUUCUCACAACUUAUAGAAGGAAAAAAAAAAGAAAAACAAAAGAAAAUGGAGAUCGUUGUUGGCGUUGUUAGCUCCAUUGUCACUACAGCUGCAAAGUACACCAUCUCUCCCAUCAAAAACCACUUCAAAUACCUUUGCAAUCAUGAGAACCAGGUCUGGAGCCUCAAGAAUCAAGUUGAAAGCCUGAAGGAUGCAAGGCAAAGGGUACAGCAUUCUGUUGAUGCUGCUAUGAGAAACGGUGAAGAGAUUGAACACGAUGUCGACAGGUGGCUGACUACUGUCAACAAGAAGAUCGCUGAAGAAGUAGAGAAAGUAAUGCAGAAUGAAGACAAAGCAAAGAAAAAGUGUUUCCUUGGCUUGUGUCCUGGUUUCUGGACUCGUUACAUGCUUAGCAUGGAAGCCGAAGAGGAGGCGAAGGCUGUCGCUGAGCUACUCGAACAGGGCAAAUUUGACAGCGUUUCGUAUCGUGGAGGUCCACAAGGUACCAUGGUCGCAUCUGUUAAAGGUUUCGAAGCAUUCGAGUCAAGAACGCUGGUUUUGAAUGGAAUCAUUGAGGCACUGAAGGAUGCUAGUUUCGGUGUUCUAGGCGUGCACGGGAUGGGUGGCGUUGGCAAGACCACGCUAGUCAAAGAAGUUGCUAGACAAGUCAAGGAGGGCAAGUUAUUUGAUUCCGUAGUUAUAGCAGCCGUAACUCAGACCCUUGAUGUUAAGGACAUUCAAAACCAAGUUGCAGAGCAAUUGGGUUUAAAAUUUGAGGAACAGAGUAGGGUUGGAAGGGCACUUAGACUACGAGAAAGAUUGCAGAAAGAGAAGAAGAUUCUUGUUGUUUUGGAUGAUAUUUGGGAAAGAUUAGAUCUCGAGGAAGUUGGGAUUCCUUUUGGAAAUGAACAUGAGGGAUGCAAGAUACUGCUAACGUCUAGGCAUCUCGAUGUUUUAUCAAGCGGGAUGGAAACUCAAAAAAAUUUUGUAGUUGGUCUUUUAUAUGAAAAAGAAGCCUGGGACCUGUUUAAAAAGAUGGCUGGUGACUGUGUUGAAAGUUGUGAUUUGCAGCCUACAGCUAUCGAGAUAGCAAAGAAAUGUGCAGGACUGCCAAUCGCCAUCGCAACUGUUGCAAGGGCUUUGAGAAACAAACGUUUGUUUGAAUGGGAGAAUGCUUUGCGUGAACUAAAGAGGCCUUCAUCAAGAAGCUUCACAGGGCUUACAGCGGAUGUAUAUUCAGCUUUAGAGUUGAGUUACAGUUGUUUAGAAGAUGAGGAAGUUAAGUUCACUUUCUUGCUUUGUAGUUUAAUUGGUCAUAAUGGAUUCGUUCAAAACUUGUUGCAAUGCGUUAUGGGUUUGGGUUCCUUUCGUGGUGUCAACACAAUAAAAGAAGCAAGAAAUAAAGUAUUGACAGUGGUGAGUAAGCUCAAAUCGUCUUGUUUGUUGCUUGAUAGUUAUAACGAUGAACGGUUUGAUAUCCAUGAUGUUGUUCGGGAUGUUGCCAUAUCAAUUGCAUCAAGGGACCACCAUAUGUUUGUGUUAAGAGAUGGUGAUGUGCUAAAAGAGUGGCCCGAUCAGGAGACAAUGAAAACUUGCAGUGUAAUUUUCUUAAGUUCUCCCAAUAUCAGUGAGCUUCCGGAUGAGUUGGAGUGUUCACAUCUUUCCUUUCUCUUUAUGAACAAUGAUGGUUCAGUGAAUAUUCCAGCCAACUUCUUCAGGCGAACAGAAAGACUCAAAGUCCUACAUUUGGCUGGAAUGCAGUUUCAAUCUCUACCUGCGUCAAUUAAUCUCCUAACAAAUCUUCACAUGUUGCGUUUAAAUCGAUGUGCACUGGAAGACAUAACCAUAAUUGGAAAGCUCAAGAAAUUAGAAAUCCUUAACCUUGCACGCUCAGAUAUUAAAGCGCUUCCCAGGGAGAUAGCACAAUUGACUCGGUUAAGGUUGUUAGAUUUGAGGCAUUGCACUGAACUCAAAAUCAUCCCACCAAAUAUCUUAUCCAAUUUGUCCAAAUUAGAAGAAUUAUAUUUGGAAGAUAGCUUUGUUCAAUGGGAAGAUGAAGCACUUGGUAGUGAAAGAAGAAAUGUUAGCCUUGAGGAAUUGAAGCAUUUGUCUCAUCUAACUACUUUGUAUGUUGAUAUUCCGAAUGCCCAAAUAAUUCCAGAAUGCCUUUUCAGUGAGACAUUAGACAGAUACAAGAUUUUUAUAGGUAAUGGUGCAUGGGAGAGGUUCGCCAAGUACAAAUGCUCAAGAACACUGAGAUUCAAGCUAGAUACAAGCAUUCACUUGGAUCAUGGGGUGAAAAUAUUGUUGAAGAAGACAGAAGAUUUAUAUCUAGAUCAACUUAAGGGUAUCAAGAACGUAGUUGCUGAGUUGAAUAAUGGUGAAGAUUUUCCACAUUUAAAGAAACUUCACAUUCAAAAUGGUUUGGAAGUCCAGUAUAUAGCAACGGAGAAUACUCAAUUUUCUCAGUUACAGUCCAUGACACUCCAAGAUCUACCACGGCUCAUUGGCUUUAGCUCCGAAGAGAAGACGAGUUCCACAUCCCAGAAGGAGCAGAGGAAUACAAGCACCAAGCCACUUUUCAAUAAACAGAUUGUGUUCCCUCAGUUGAAAAGCUUGCGAUUGUCCUCAAUUAAAACCGAAAGGAUAUGGCACAACCAGCUUUCAGAAACAUAUUGUUAUUGCCUUCCCAAUUUGAAGAGCUUCAUCAUUGAGGACUGUGAUCACUUACAACAUCUAUUAUUACCCUCUGUUGCUAGAAGCCUGAUUCAUCUUGAACACUUUGAGAUAGUGGAUUGCAAAUGUUUAAGAGAUAUAAUAUUUACGGAGGAAAUAACAGAAGAACAGGAAGAUGUAAUUUGCUUCCCUCGAUUAAACUCCCUAAAAAUAAAGUAUCUUUCCAAUCUCAUCAAAUUUGGUUCAGGAAAUUAUAAUAUUGAGUUCCCAUCACUGAAAGUGCUGGAGAUUGAGAACUGCCCUAUACAAGAAUUUAUUAGCGAAUCUAAAAUGGAGGGGAAAUAUGAGUCAAGUAUACAAGCUCUGUUCAAUGAGAAGGCUGCAUUUCCUAGCUUGGAAAGGAUGAGAUUGUCCAGCCUGAGAAAUGUAAAGAUGAUAUUCCAUGACCAACUUCCAGCAGGUCCUCUAGAUUCUCAACUAAGGGAAUUGGAUAUUAAGAAUCUACCACAACUGAAGCAUGUUUGGAAUAAAGAUCCCCAAGGAAGUCUUACCUAUCAAAAUCUACGAAAGGUAAGGGUUUGGCAUUGUGGGAGUCUGAAAAAUCUAUUUCCUGCAUCAAUAGCCAAAGAUCUUCCCCAACUCGAAGAUCUAACAAUAAUAUGUUGUGGGGUGGAGGAGAUUGUGUCGUUAGGGGAAGGACUGGAGCAGCCGGUUAGGUUCAGGUUUCCUCGAGUGUCUUCACUGGAGCUUACAUACCUAGAAGAAUUGAAAUGUUUCUAUCCAGGGCAACAUACAAUAGUCUGGCCCAUGUUGAAAAAAUUGAAGACAGAUUGUUCUACUUUUAUAAAGAUAGUAGCUUCAGAACGUCCUAGCAUCCAAGAAAUGAAUGAGAAUGACCGACGAGAAUCCACAGAAGGACAACCACUUUUUUUAGGGGAAGAGGUCAUUCCCCAAUUAGAGGAACUGCGGUUAUCAAAAAUUGAUGACAUUGCAAUGAUAAGUGAUAAUCAGUUUCGUGCAAACUUCUUUCACCCUAUUAAAGUUUUCGCGCUGCGUGGCUCCAAUUUUCCAAUUGGUUUCGUCCAAAGAUUGAACAAUCUUGAAAAUCUUGAGUUGUUUUGUUGUGACUUCAAAGAUCCAGUCUCUUGUGAAGGCAAUGUUGCUGAAAAGCCCGAUGCUGGGACACUCUCACGAAUUAGAAAAUUAAAAUUAGGUUUUUGUGAAAAUCUUAGAUAUAUAUGUAAGAAAGCGUCAAAGUUAGGCCACAUUCUUUCUAAUCUGGAAACUCUUGAAGUUCUGUGGUGUAAUGAUUUGAUAAAUUUUGGACCCUCCUCAGCAUCGUUUCGAAAUCUCACAACUUUGGAAGUGGAAAGGUGCAACAAGAUGAUAAACUUAGUUACACCUUCAGUAGUCCAAAGUCUGGCACAAGUAACAAAAAUAAGGAUAGAAUACUGCGAAAGGAUGACAGAAAUAGUUGCAAACGAAGGAGAUGAAGCAACAUAUGAGAAUGAGAUCACUUUCAGCAAGUUGAAAUAUUUAGAACUCUAUCAUUUACAGAGCCUUGCAAGCUUUUGUCCAGGGAAUCAUACCUUUAAGUUUCCAUCCUUGGAAGACUUAAUUGUGAGUAGCUGUCCUAGCUUGAAGGUUUUUUCUCAGGGAGUUUCAACCACCCCCCAAUUACAGAGAGUAAAAGAAUCGCGUAAUGAUCACAGAGGGCGUUGGGCUGGUGACCUUAAUACCACCAUACAACAGUUGUACUCCGAAAAGGGUGGAUACCAUCACCGAUAUUAUUUGGAGCUCUCAGACACAUUUUCUGAGUUGAUGGAAAUAUGGAAUAGGAGCCCUCAAGAGAUUUUGAACUUUAAAAACCUUGGACAUCUGGAAGUUUGUAAUUGUAGCAGCUUGAAAUACAUUUUUACCCCCUCUAUGGCUUUGAGGCUUAGGCAAUUAUGGACGUUCAAAGUAAAAGAAUGUCCCUCGAUGGAAGCAGUCAUCAUGGAACAGGGAGUUGAGGAGGAAGAAACGACAGAUAAGUUCACAUUCCCCCACCUCAAAUCCAUAAAAAUUGAGUCAUGUUCCAACUUGACAAGUUUUUAUUCGGGAAGUCGAGCUCUUAAAUUUCCAAAUUUGCAAGUAGUGAGGAUAGCGGACUGUCCAAGAAUGAGUACAAUUGCUUCUUCAUCUUCAAGAGACAAGGAGAAAGAGGCGAGUGGUGAUAGAAGUGAAAAAUGGGAUAUUACUACAACUUUUUUCAGCGAUAAGGUCAGUUUGUUAGCGAAGAUUCAUUUUCAUAUUUUUUCUUUUUUCUUUUUCUCUGUUGUUGGGUAUUGUAGUUCUGGUAAAACGACACUGUCAGCUUCAGGGAUGCUAUUACCUGACACCCUUUACAACACUGAGGUGGCUAAGUGUAUCUGGGACAGUGAUGGUGAUCAGAAUUUGAUGUUAGUUAUGACAGUUGCUUCUGUCGUUGAGCCUUUUCUUACAAUUCAACAUAGAGAAAACCUUUCUCAGGGUCUACCCGAGUUGAUUCCCGGUGCUCAGAUUGAUAUUAUGGUUGAGGAAAAUAUGGGAGUGAAUUUGGAUAAAGGAGCUUCUUGUUGGGUUGCUGCACGAUUACUGAAAAUGGUGGGCGUUUAA